GCUCCUUUCGGUUCCGUUAUUACACAAACAUGGCUUGUCAAACCUGUACGCUUCCCUUGUGUGAGAUCGUCUUAUUUGUCCUUUUUUCUGUCUUUAACAUCGGAGAAGGACAUCAUAUGGGAUUUAGGAAGUUAAUUCCAAUGCAGAAUCCCAGCGCAGCGGUGGAGGACCAUUGGUUCAUUCAGAAACUGGAUCACUUCAAUGGUGCAGACAGCAGAGUGUGGAAACAAAGAUAUUUUGUGAAUGAGGCCUUCUCCAAGCCUGAUGGCCCAGUGUUUCUGAUGAUAGGGGGAGAAGGCCCAGCCAAUCCAGCAUGGAUGGAAUAUGGAGCCUGGCUCACCUACGCUGAAAGUCUGGGAGCUCUUUGCUUGAUGCUAGAACAUCGGUUCUAUGGAAAAAGUCACCCUACAAGUGACCUAAGCACUGACAACCUGAAGUUCCUGAGCAGUCGUCAGGCCCUGGCUGACCUGGCUCACUUCCGAACCGAGAUAGCAGAGGCUCGAGGACUGACCAACAGGAAGUGGGUGGCGUUCGGUGGGUCGUACCCAGGUUCUCUCGCUGCAUGGUUCAGGCUCAAGUACCCCCACCUGGUCCAUGCCGCCGUUGCUACAAGUGCACCUGUUCAUGCUCAGGUCAACUUCCCAGAGUACUUGGAGGUUGUGUGGCGUUCACUUGCCUCAGAGAAUGCUGAGUGCCCCCUGUUGGUGAAGAAGGCUUCAGAUGCCCUUGUGGAACGUCUGAAAGACCCAGAGACCUAUGAAAACAUCACCAAAGACUUCAACUUAUGUUCCAAACUGCAGAUUGAAACAGAAAGGGACUCUGCCUUCUUCCUGGAAACACUGGCGGGUAACUUCAUGGAUGUAGUCCAGUACAAUGAAGGCAACAGGGAAUUUGAGGGUGUGAUGGGAACCAACAUCACCAUCCAGGUGCUGUGUAGUGUGAUGGGUGACACCUCACUGGGAGACCCGUAUGAUCGCUAUGCUGCAGUGGCCCGCCUCAUGAUGGAAACAUUCUUAAUGAAAUGUCUUGACGCCAGCUUCAGCAACUACCUCAGAUACAUGACUAAUACAUCCUGGGAUGGUCCAGCUGCAGGGGGAGGGAGACAGUGGGUCUACCAGACAUGCACUGAAUUUGGAUUUUAUCAGAGCACUGAUUCUCCCAACCAGCCUUUUACUGGUUUUCCUCUUGAGUAUCAGGUCAAACAGUGUGCAGACUUCUACAAUGUCACUGCUGAGGAAGUAGCAGAAGCCAUUGUUCAGACGAAUGAGUACUACGGUGCAUAUGACAUCCACUCCUCCAGGAUCGUUUUUCCUAACGGGUCUAUUGAUCCCUGGCAUGCACUGGGUAUCACCCAGGACAUCACACCUGAUCUCCCUGCAAUUUUCAUCAAGGGGACAUCCCACUGUGCCAACAUGUAUCCUGCCAGGAGCCAAGAUCCUCUGCAGCUGGAAAUGGCCCGAGAACACAUCUUCUCACUCCUCCAGCAGUGGUUGAAGCAGUGAUUGAACAACUGAAUGUGCUGGUUGUUGGCUUUGCAAAGCGAGCAAAUUUUGGUCAAAUUAUUGACACUGGGAUGCAGCUGCUUAUCUUACUGCAGUUUUUAUUACCGCUUUAAAGGCACUUUAUGGAAAUAUUGGUUGGGUCCAAGGUGAUCAUGUUAAGUUGAUGAUUAAAGAUGUUUUUUUAACCAAA
Molecule: messenger RNA, 1692 nt
Organism: Sphaeramia orbicularis (orbiculate cardinalfish)
Lineage: Eukaryota; Metazoa; Chordata; Actinopteri; Kurtiformes; Apogonidae
Gene: prss59
Product: serine protease 59, putative
Exons: 9
Coding region: 30-1502 (490 amino acids)
Biological process (GO): proteolysis
Molecular function (GO): serine-type exopeptidase activity; dipeptidyl-peptidase activity
Source: RefSeq, a predicted model, not a curated record